AUGUAUAAAUCAAGCAAACGGAUCAAGCUCGAGAAGGAGAUUUUCUCCAAGUCGAUCAAAGACAUUGAGCGCAUGUUCAAAUUUUCAUACGACGAGGAUGAAGAUGUCAAGCGCAAAUUGCCAUCAAACAACUCCUCACCAUCCAACGAUAGCAAUCCCUCAGCACAAUUUUACCGUCUGGAUCUUCCGGCUGGAACGGGACUUCAAGAGACCACUUUUGAUUACGAUUGUGUCAACUUAUCUUUCAUGUUGUCUGACACACAGAGUGUCUACAAAGAGUGUGAGCCGGUCAAGCCACCAAUCUUGCCAUCCAGCUCACUAAUACCCGGCCAACUUCCAAACAUUAGUGUUGAAAAUUUGCCACGUACUGUGCUUCUAGACCUCAAUGAAGACGACGAUAUGGAAGACUUUAAAUUCGAGCUGGACUUGAAAAGUUACUUACCACGCGUCAACUUAGAAAACGACUUGAACAUGAUCGACCAAAUGUUCAUGCGUCCUUUGCAAUUCCUGAGGUCCGCUUUGUAA
Sungouiella intermedia is the source of this 525-nucleotide messenger RNA. NCBI's taxonomy places the organism in Eukaryota, Fungi, Ascomycota, Pichiomycetes, Serinales, Metschnikowiaceae. The record is from the annotation of a GenBank genome assembly.